Molecule: messenger RNA, 2898 nt
Organism: Microcebus murinus (gray mouse lemur)
Lineage: Eukaryota; Metazoa; Chordata; Mammalia; Primates; Cheirogaleidae
Source: RefSeq, a predicted model, not a curated record
GUCAUGUGCUCAAUCCAGGUUACCAAGGUAUUGGCGUGUGGGUAGGGAAGACCUACUGGGGAGGCAGAUAGCGGAAGAAAAGAACGUGUGAGGAGGUCCCUGGAUUUAGAGUAGGGGUCUGGAUUUGGGGAAAAGAGAGGAACAAGUUGGGGAGCCACAAGACAGAGAGGGUCAAACAGCUGUCUCUUCCCCGCCCCGCUUUGCCUAGCGACCCACCGGCUUCUCUCCGGGCUUCUUCAGAGUGAGUGGUAGUGGCGAGAAAGGGAAACUGAGUGGUAAAGGGGAAACUGAGUCAGGACCCUGGCUUCUCCACCUCCUCCUCCUGGAGCAAGGAAGUGGAGGAAAGGCAGGAAAGGCACCCAGGCGCCAGACCCUUCCAGACGUGAGGGUCACGAAUGAAAAAAGUGUGCAGCGGCUGAGCUCUGGGAACCGGGGAGAGUCCUGGUGAAAGGGAGAAGGGCUGGCCAGCCAAGGGAUGGGGGCGUCUUGCCAGAUCUGGCCCCUGGACCUGGCCCUAGCUAGGCAGCGAAGGUUGCGGGAGCUCCAGCCUUGGGGAGUGGGGCAGGGGCAGGGCAGGGUAUGUGGGUGUGCGGCCGGGGACAGCCUGGGGAUCCAGAUCCUGAAGACUUUUUUCCCUCCUUAGUGUCCAGAGCCGCAAACACUCGCCUGGAAUAGCUCAGUGUUCACAGAGGAGGGACUUGGACAAUAGCGCUGACGGAUCAGCCAAUCCCAAGAAGAAAGGGUCUUGUCAAUUUGCAUAUAGCCACGUGAUUGGCUGGAUUCUUAUCCUCCACUCCUCCCCCACUGCCGGGAUUUGGAAGAGACAGAUCCCUCUGUUCUGGAGAGAUAGGGAGGAUGCCCUCACAGGGAGCGGCGGGCCACGAUCCCUCCCUCCUCCGUGAUGCGGAGAGACGUCUCUCACCGGUGUCAGUGAGGGGGCAAAUCGAGGAGGACCCAGGAAGCCCCUGUGCACAGUGAUGUCUGUCCAGGAAGGGAAGCCCCUGCCUCUCCCAAGAGUGAUGAGAAGUAUAAGAAGGACACACAGAACCAAGUUGGGCCAGGGGGCCGUGGGCAGCCCCUUGGUCAUGGACCCUACCAGCAUCUGCAGGAAGGCAAGGCGGCUGGCCGGGCGGCAGGCCGAGUUGUGCCAGGCUGAGCCGGAAGUGGUGGCAGAGCUAGCCCGGGGCGCCCGGCUCGGGGUUCGAGAGUGUCAGUUCCAGUUUCGCUUCCGCCGCUGGAACUGCUCUAGCCACAGCAAGGCCUUUGGCCGCAUCCUGCAGCAGGACAUUCGGGAGACAGCUUUCGUGUUUGCGAUCACCGCAGCGGGCGCCAGCCACGCGGUCACGCAGGCCUGUUCCAUGGGCGAGCUGCUGCAGUGUGGCUGCCAGGCGCCUCGCGGGCGGGCCCCGCCCCGGCCCUCUGGCCUGCCCGGCACCCCAGGACCCCCCGGCCCUGCGGGCUCCCAGGAAGGCAGCGCGGCGUGGGAAUGGGGAGGCUGUGGCGACGACGUGGACUUCGGAGAUGAGAAGUCCAGGCUCUUUAUGGACGCGCAGCACAAGCGGGGACGCGGAGACAUCCGCGCGUUGGUGCAACUGCACAACAACGAGGCGGGCCGGCUGGCCGUGCGGAGCCAUACGCGCACCGAGUGCAAGUGUCACGGACUGUCCGGCUCGUGCGCGCUGCGCACCUGCUGGCAGAAGCUGCCCCCGUUCCGCGAGGUGGGCGCGUGGCUGCUGGAGCGCUUCCACGGCGCCUCACGCGUCAUGGGCACCAACGACGGCAAGGCCCUGCUGCCCGCCGUCCGCACGCUCAAGCCGCCGGGCCGCGCCGACCUCCUCUACGCGGCAGACUCGCCGGACUUCUGCGCCCCCAACCGGCGCACUGGCUCGCCGGGCACGCGCGGCCGCGCCUGCAAUAGCAGCGCCCCGGACCUCAGCGGCUGCGACCUGUUGUGCUGCGGCCGCGGGCACCGCCAGGAGAGCGUGCAGCUCGAGGAGAACUGCCUGUGCCGCUUCCACUGGUGCUGCGUGGUGCAGUGCCACCGCUGCCGCGUGCGCAAGGAGCUCAGCCUUUGCCUCUGACCCGCCGCCGGGCCUCUAAACUCACUGCGCAGAGCCGCCUCUCGCACCUGCGGGACCUCAGGGCUCCAGCAGGGGGCGCUGCCCGGCCCGGCCUCUCCCUCGCGAAGGCCAUCUCCCAGGCCUCUGGAAGCGGCGCGGGGCUUGAGAAGUACGGCUACCCGGCUGCCCGCGAAGGCCACCGGCGCCUGGCAGCCCCCCAAAGGCGCUCGGGGAGUUUCUGAGGGAGACUAUACCGGCCUUCCUGCCUUUGGUCCCCAGGUGGAACCCAAAAAGCCAGUCUGUAGGCCUCUGGAUGUGAGGCUCCUCAGAACUGCAGGCCAUGGGAUGGGCAGGUGAAUUUAGUAUCAAUAAACAUAUUUAAACCAAUAGGACUGGACCCACAGUCUGGGAGGAGGCUGGUCUCCUGUGGGCUGUCAGAAGGCCAGGCUCCGGAACCAGCGUGUAAAGGGAGGUGGUUUUGAUGGAACUAGGGUCUCCGGGUCAUUUUACUGGUCCCUGUCCCAUCCCUCUCCAACGGGGCUGAGUUCUGGAAACCCUCCCUUGGCAUUCUUCUUGUUCACUCGUCACACGUCACACAUCUGGGGCCUGGAGCUGCAAGUUGGGGAAGAAACAGCAAUUCCUCUUUAUUAAAGGGACAGAGUGAAAGGGACGGUCUAGGAAAGGGGACCAGAAGCCUCUGGUGAUGUGCUCAGCUCUGGGACGAGCCCUUGUCUUAAUAUUUAGGGGAUUGUGUCUGUUUCUGUGACCCCUGGGGAAUUCAAGGGUAGAGUUUUAAGGCCAUGCAAGCCCAUAGGAUUAAAGCACUUUAUAAACUGUA